AUGGCCCGUACGAAGCAGACAGCUCGCAAGUCCACCGGUGGCAAGGCGCCCCGGCAGCAGCUUGCAACGAAAGCGGCUCGCAAGAGCGCGCCGGCGACCGGCGGUAUGAAGAAGCCGCAUCGUUAUCGGCCUGGCACCUUGCCGUUCCAACGUCUAGUGCGCGAGAUCGCUCAGGACUUCAAGACCGAUCUGCGUUUUCAGAGCUCCGCCGUCAUGGCAUUGCAGGAAGCUAGCGAGGCCUAUUUGGUUGGCCUGUUUCGAAGAUACAACUUGUGCGCGAUCCACGCCAAGCGCGUAACCAUCAUGCCCAAGGAUAUUCAACUAGCUCGGCGUAUUCGAGGAGAACGCGCUUAGACGCCUGUCGUCCUAU
Messenger RNA from Ctenocephalides felis (cat flea), 370 nucleotides. RefSeq names its product histone H3-like. The record is from RefSeq and is a predicted model, not a curated record. Gene Ontology annotation, molecular function: structural constituent of chromatin; DNA binding; protein heterodimerization activity. The transcript has 2 exons. Bases 1 to 354 code for a protein of 117 amino acids. Lineage: Eukaryota; Metazoa; Arthropoda; Insecta; Siphonaptera; Pulicidae. Gene Ontology annotation, cellular component: nucleosome.